Molecule: messenger RNA, 817 nt
Organism: Caenorhabditis sp. 36 PRJEB53466
Lineage: Eukaryota; Metazoa; Nematoda; Chromadorea; Rhabditida; Rhabditidae
Source: the annotation of a GenBank genome assembly
AUGGCGGUUUAUCCAACUCUUCUGAUUCUUUCAGUUCUCGUCGUCGGUUCCUUCCACGAACUGACCGAAGGAAGAAAUCUUCAGAAGGUAAGCAAUGAAUGAAUUAUUCGACGAAUUUUCGAGAUUUCUGGUAACCUCUAAGAAUCAAAUUCACAAUAGUUACUUGCAGCUGGGAACCACAGCCACGUCGUCAGGAAACAUGGACGCUCAGGCCGAGAUCUCGAAGAGAAGCGUUGAUGAAACUGAGAAGCUCGCGCUCAUUCUCCCCUCCGGCCGUGACGAAUUGCACCAUAUCAUCUACUUCUGCAUCUUAAUUUCGAUUGUGUAAGUUUUCUCAAAUCUUUUAUCUUUAGACUUGUGACGGGCUCGGCUCACGGCCAAAACUUUACAAAAUUUUGAAAAAAAAAAGUGUCUUAAAGUGGCGGAGCAAUAGUUCGCAAUGAUGACACCCAGUUUUAGUAACCUUGCCGCACUUUUAGACACUUUUGCCAAAAAUUAGAUAAAGUGAAACUUCGGGACCUGCCCGGAAUCUUCAAAGUCUGCUAAUCUUCAACCAGUAUACGUUUCCAGGCUCAUCCUCAUUGCCCUCAUCCUGUGCUACCGUCUCCAUGCCGAGAGACGCAUCCGUCGCGAGAGACUGGUCGUUCAACACGGAAUCCGCAUGAUCCAGCACGGAAUCUUCGACAUGACGGAGGUCCCAAUCCAGAGAACUGCCUACGGAGAAGACUCAAUCAUGGUGCCUCUCGCUGACGAGGAGACGCUCACCGAGGACAACAGAAGCGAGAUCAUCGAGGAGGACCUCCAUAUCACUAUCUAA